CAUCGCGAAUAACCUACAGUAGACGAAGCACGAUCAUCCUACCUGUGACAUCACACUGCUGUAACUCAUAAGUUUUUUCUAGCCGAAUAAAAAACAAGUUCUUUCACAAAUCGCUUUAAAACGGAUAGCAUUGUCCUCUCAUUUCUCAGCCAUGGUUGUGCACUAAGAAAGGGGAAACGCAAAGUUACUCCGGUCCUACUUCCUUCCCCCAGAUUCAAGGUGCUUGUCCUGUCCCCUCUGCCUGUUGCCCCAAUCCUCCCAGUUCCGCACUGUCAUGACCAGGUGUCACCGCUCCUCCUGCACCUCACUUCUGCUCUUAGCCCUCCUCAGCGUCGCCCCCCAGCUGCCCGCCAGCGCCGCCACUCUGCCCGCCAGCGACAGCCCCUCCAGCAGCAGCGCCAGUGGCAUCAGUGGCCCUCAUGACAUCCAAGUCCAGCAGCUGGCACAGGCGGCAGCAGCCAUGGUUGGGCAAGGCGCCAUCAGGACGCACCGCAGAGGGGGCGGCGAUGACGAGAGCGGCGUCCGUGGCGUGCUGGCCGCCUCGGAGCGGAGCUCGCCACCCUCCCCAGACGUGAGUGCAGCCUGGGCACUGGCCUCCCUUUUGAUGGACUCGAUAGACCAUCCGAGGAAAGAGGUGGAGGUGGAGGAGGAGGAGGAGGAGGAGGAGGAGAGGGGGCCAGAGAGGGAGCGUGCGGCAGACUCAGAUGGCGAUGACAAGGGCAUUAGUCAGGAGGGAGUCGGCAGAGAGCAGCUGGGAUAUACUCAAGAGCGGAUGAAAGAGGAGGAGGAGGAGAGCAUGGAGACGCUGAGAGAGCAGGUCAACAUGGCCGCUCGCGAGCUGGCGGAUUACAAAGGCCCGUCGGACGAACGUGGGCAGCAGUGGGGAGAGGUGGAGAGAGAUCAAAACUCAACUGUGACCCAAAAGGGGAGUCAGCUGAGGGAGGGGGUGGUGGCUGAGAAGGUGAAGGAGGAGGAGGAGUUGAGGGAGGAGGAGGAAAGGAGUUUUGAAAGGCAGGUAGACAACAUGGCCAACGACCUGUCCAAAACCAGCACAAACAGGGAUGCUGGCAAGCUCCAGCGCGAGACUAGAGGCUACUUCCAGAACAUUGACCUGGGCCUCCAGGACAAUGAGAUUCUUCCGCCACUGAAGGGUUACAAGGCGUACAACCAGCAACUGGCCCAGGCCACCAAGAAGCUCAAGUGGCAGGAGGACAAGACGAAAGAGCCACCAGCGGCGGUGGCGGCCGCAGCACCAGGCUACGAACGGAACUUCAUGGACGACUUUGAGCAGGUGGCGGACGAGGAUGAGGAUGCGGCGCGGGAGAAUGAGGAAGCGCGUGCACGGGCGGAGCAGGAGGAGCUGCUACGUCAGCAGGCGGAAGCAGAGGCAGCGCGGGACGAGGAGCAGCGCCUGGCCGACAUCGCCUCCGACAUGCUCCUGGAGUACAUGGACCGCAAGCAGCAGACGUCCUUCACCAAGCAGCGGCAGAAGGCCAGCAUCCUGGGUAACAUGGCCGAGGACAAGCGCUCCAACGAGGUGGAGAGUGACGAUGACGACGGAGACAUGGACCUCCAGACCAUCGACCGGCUGAUCGAGAUCUCCAGCAAGCUGCACCUGCCCGCCGACGACGUCGUGGAGAUCAUCAGCGAUGUCGAGGAGAAGAAGAGGAGGAAGGACAACCCCGCGGUCAGUGUCCCUCGCUUCCGGCCCCUCGUGGCCCCCUCGAGACCCCAGACUCCGCUCUACAAGUAUUCCCCACCCCCCGCCCCCCCAAAAAUCUCCAAACCCUCCAAACCCUUCAAGAGCGUCAAUCCGUACAAAAAAUGGUACAAGGAGAAGGGCAAAUCCAAGGUGUUCAAACAGGAUUACUGGUUUAAGCCGGCCAAACAAUUUAUGGCCUAUCCUUCUUAUCCAUAUUACCAAAAGCCAUAUCGAGCCUAUUACCCUGUAUACUUCCCCCCACCUAAGCCUCGCCUCUAUUCAAAGCCAGCAUUUGCAUACGAUUAUAACUUUGAGGACUCACUGGACUAUGGCAUCAAGCCGCCCAAGCGCAGAAACAUGAACAAACUUAAGGGGAAGGGGCAGAGCUGGAAGGUUAUGCCUAUGGGGCCCCCUUCCCCGUACAUUUCCAAUUACAUUAUGCCCCAUCCUCGGACAUAUUACUCUCUCCCCAUGCCAAAACCACAGCCCCCGGCCAACAGGAGACCUGCGUCGUCCUACUAUUACCCCCAAGAUUACGAUAACGUGGAUCUGGGGGAACAGCAGGAAAACGAUGAAGAACUGGAGAACUUUAUAGAGAAAAUAUACUUUCACCGUCGAAUCUUUUAGUGCAAUCUGACCGCUGAGAUAAUAAAGGAGAGAUCAGAGCUUGGUAUGAGGGGGAGGGGGAAUUGAAUUGAUUUAUUUUUUUGGUUAAUGUAAAUGUUGUUAUAGUUAUGAUGGUUUCAGGUUUCAUUCUUGAUUUAGUCAGUAUUUUUAAAAACAAAUCAGGACAGGAUGAGAUGUCAUUCACAUGUUGAAUCCUCUUUUAUAAACAUUCCAUUCUCUCACAGUUUACACGUUUUUUCGGUGAGAGAAUGCUCUGCUGUAUGCAUCAUGACAUGCAAGGGGGAGAGAGAGUUCACUGUGGUCUGGCUCUCAAUCACUUGCACAUAAUGGAGUCUUUGGCAUACUGCAUGCAAGAGACUUACGUUUACACAUACAGAUGAUUUUUGUUUCAUCAUCAUUGAAAAUGUGAUACUACCCAAAUGUUCAUACCAAAAGUAUCGCAUUUUUUAAAACCAUUAUUUUUUCCCCCCUUGAACAGCACUGAGGGAGUUAUAUUAUAACAUAUGCCAUUUUUUCCUGUUGAAAUAUUGUUAUAUGUUGCAAAUUACAAUGUAACACUCAUCUGAGUUGUUUUGAGUUUCUCUCGUACAAUGUACUCUUUUGAAUAUGAUUUUGAAUAUGAUUCAGCAGCCUAUACAAAAUUGUAUUGCCUAUAUGAAUAUUCUCCAUUGAUAAUCAAUGCUUUUAUGGAAUUGAAUUGAAACUUUGUACUUUGUUGUACUGCACUGUCAUUUAAGUUUAUGUUAAUUAUUUAUUGCAAUUUCAUCACUCAUUUAUCCACUCUUUUAACUCAUAUCUGCUAUCAUUUGCCAUUGCAAGUUCACAUGAAGUCCUGAAAUAAAUAAUGUAUUGCGCCAGA
Alosa sapidissima (American shad) is the source of this 3188-nucleotide messenger RNA. RefSeq names its product neurosecretory protein VGF. Lineage: Eukaryota; Metazoa; Chordata; Actinopteri; Clupeiformes; Clupeidae. Gene Ontology annotation, molecular function: neuropeptide hormone activity. The transcript has 2 exons. The coding region runs from base 275 to 2329 and encodes 684 amino acids. The record is from RefSeq and is a predicted model, not a curated record.